Molecule: messenger RNA, 4690 nt
Organism: Solea solea (common sole)
Lineage: Eukaryota; Metazoa; Chordata; Actinopteri; Pleuronectiformes; Soleidae
Gene: fhip1aa
Product: FHF complex subunit HOOK interacting protein 1Aa
Exons: 13
Coding region: 423-3398 (991 amino acids)
Source: RefSeq, a predicted model, not a curated record
UUAGUGUGUGUGUGUGCGUGCUGAAGGCCAGGUUCAGGUGAAGUGGCUUGGUUACAGGUAGGAACACCUCAGUGUAGUGUUACCAAAGAGAGACACGAAGAAGCCGCGACCAAACCCACACGGGUGUUUUAUCCCUGAGUGGACUUAUUUAGCGUGAGUGUGAGACAGAGCUGCUGUUCCUGCUGACAGACGCUGUUUAGCGGCUGCUCUCUCUGUGUUGAGCCGCAGGAUCGAGUCACAGUCCGACGAGCAAGAAUGAGGUCGUUGCCUGCCUAGAGACCUGUCUCCAUGUAAGAUGGCUCAGUAAAGGUCCCUAGUGAUUAUCCCUCCUCCUGUGGUUAUGGUUGCACCCAACAAGCAGUCAUGAAUGUCCGCCCUCUCCUGUCUAUGACAUGGUUUAGCUCACGUACAAUCCGGUCACCAUGAUGGCCUCCAUGGUUGCUAACGGAAACCGAGACGCCCUGGUCUUGAAAGGGGUGGAUCCAGAGACCUGCAUGAUUGUGUUCAAAAACCACUGGGCUCAGGUGGUGAAGAUCCUAGAAAAGCACGAUCCCCUACGCAGCAGUUCCACCGUUCACCCCCUGAGUGUCCUCAGCCUCAGUGCUGGCUCUAGCAGUGGCUCUCGCUUUGGUCCCGUCCCCGGAGAUGAAGCGAGUGCCGUGCAGAACUAUGUUGAGCACAUGCUGUUCCUCCUGAUUGAGGAGGAGUGCGGCCAAGGCGGCGCUAUGGGCCCCAUCCUGGAGUUUGUUGUGAUGGAAAACGUGAUGGAGCGUCUCUUUGUGUGGAGCCUUCGCCGGGAGUUCACGGACGACAUGAAGCUGGAGCAGCUGAAGAUGUACGAGAUGCUGGUGGGACAGGCGCACCAGCCGCUGCUGCACCACAAACCCAUCCUGCGGCCGCUCAUGAUGCUGCUGUCGUCCUGCUCCAGCACGGCAGAGCCUGCGGUCGAGGCUGAGCUGGUGCUGCUGCUCAACCAGCUGUGCUGCGUUCUGGCAAAAGACCCUUCAAUUCUGGAGCUGUUUUUCCACACCAGUGAGGAUCAGGGGGCCACCAACUUCCUCAUUUUCUCCCUCCUCAUCCCCUUCAUCCACAGAGAGGGCACAGUGGGCCAGCAGGCCAGAGAUGCUCUGCUGCUCAUUAUGUCGCUGUCCGCUGAGAACGAGCGAGUGGCCAAACACAUCGCAGAGAACACAUUCUUCUGCCCGGUGCUGGCCACAGGGCUGAGCGGCCUGUACUCAUCCCUCCCCACCAAACUGGAGGUUCCCAAUGAAGAGUGGCACUGCCUCCACAGAGAGGACUGGCUCCAGAUGCCACCACUCGUCCAGUUUCUCAACUCACUGGAAUUCUGUAACGCUGUUAUUCAGGUGGCCCACCCUGUUAUCAGAGACCAGCUGGUUAGUUACAUAUACAACGGAUUCCUCUUACCUGUCUUAGCACCAGCUCUUCACAAGCUGACUCUAGAGGAGGUCAUGGCCACCACAGCUUACCUCGACCUCUUCCUGAGAAGUGUUUCUGAGCCUUCUCUCCUGCAGACGUUCCUGUCCUUCAUUCUCCUCCACCAACACGAGGGCGUCCACAUCUUGGACACCCUGGUCAGCCGCAUCAACACCCCCUUCCAGCUGGGAACUGUGUCGCUGGCGCUCUUCCGCACUCUGAUUGGCUUACACUGUGAAGAUGUGAUGCUGCAGCUCAUACUGAGGUACUUGAUCCCCUGUAAUCACAUCAUGUUGAGUCAGAGACGUGUGCUGAGGGAGAGGGACUGCUACUCUGUGUCAGCAGCCAAGAUCCUGGCUUUAACGCCGUCCUGCUGUUCUCCUGAUCACAGUCCUCCUCCACUCCGGCAGCUGGACUCCAUCCUUUUUUCCAAGGGUGGAGAGACUUCCAGUAACGCUGACACUACAGAGGAGAAAGAGAGCUUCUCAGAAGAGGAUGAUCAUAACUCCUGCACCAUCGGGUCAGAGGUCUACCUUGAUGUCAGUUACCUUCAUUACCUCUGCGAUGCCCAUCUGAGCAUCAACAGCUGCAUACGGGCCUGCCAGGUGUGGUCGGCCCCGUAUGACGGCGAGGACCCGCCUCCUGAGAAAUACCAGCCCGGCGUCCUCGAGGAGCCCUCGCUCAAGAGCAGGCAAGCACAGGUGGCGCUCAAGAGAGUUCCACAGCCGCUGGCACCGCAAACUAAACCCUGCCCACCGCCGAACACGGAGCUGCCCGCCACCAACCAGCUGGAGCUGGAGUGGGAUGAUAGUUACGACGUGUGUGCGGUUCAGACUGCAGAGACUCCAGCGGAGAGCAAACCUCCACAGCCGCCUGCCGCUGAGCCGCCAAAGCACAUCCAGGAGUUGAGAAGAACAACCAUCAUGUUAGUGAAAGGCUCGUAUAUUGAGGAGAAUGAGUUCCAGGAUGACGUGAUGGUCUACAAUCUUAUCGCCAAGAAGGACUCUAAAGAUGUUGAGCGUCGCAAGCAGCAACGCAGCGGGUCGCAAUCAGAAUCACUCCAUCCAAGCUCCGAGGAUGUUGCCCUUAAAAAUGGACUAAAUCUAACACUUCCACCCGCCGUGAUGGCUGAUAACAGUAAGAACAGCUCGGACACAAAGGCCAAAGUUCAAACCGAUUGUAAUUCAAACCUCCAAAACACAACCGCGGCCGAGUUGGGCGACGACCUUCUGGCUCAGUACGAGGAGCUCAUUCGUACGCUGGACACACAAGCAGGUGGGAAACUGGCCAAAGCAGAAGGAGACUCGAAGAAGCCCGUCACACCUGUGGAGGAUGGCGAAGAAGAGGAGGAGGACAUGGAUUUCACCUCCUUCUCUGCGGAAACACCAGAACCUGAGAAACUGCAGUCGCCAUUCGGGACCAAGUUUUGUAGCGGAAGUACAAGCAGGAACCAUUCAGUGCCUUUCACAGGUCCGUUCAUCAGCGUGCUGUUGUCUCGUCUGGAGAACAUGCUCUCCAACACUCUCUAUGUCAACUUGCUGCUGACGGGCAUCCUGGCUCAGCUGGCGACCUACCCUCAGCCUCUGCUGCGCUCGUUCCUGCUCAACACCAACCUGGUGUUUCAGCCGACUGUUCGCUCGCUGUACCAGGUACUAGCCACUGUGAAGAACCAGAUAGAAGAGUUGGCUUCCACCAAAAAGGACUUUCCAGAGCUGAUCACUGCUGCUCAGCACUGGCUGCUGGCCAGGGAGACGAUCGUAGCAGCAGACAAAAACAGCGGCAGUGGCUCCGCCCACAGCGAGGCGGGGAAGAUGCUGAGGAGUUCGCCGCCGCCGAAACCCAAAGCCAUCUCGCUCGAUCGCACAGAAGUCUUCGCUACCGUCCUCUUCACGGAAUUCCUCAAAGAACUGGCUGCAGUUGCACAAGAGCACUCCAUCUUAUCUUACAUUACUAUGGAAGAGUAACACGUCCCUGAAGGCCUCUGCCGCGAGUCCAACUUAUAAGGUUUUUAAAAAAAGACACUUUUAUGGUGGGUUUUCUACUUUUUUUUUUUUUUUUCAGGCACUACUUGAUGAAGAAACCUCUCAGAUGCGGCAGUUUAUACGACUGCUUUUUAACAGAUAUUUAUUUUUAUGAGCAAAGACAAUCACUUUGAUGUCAUCUUUCUACUUCUGUUAAAUGUGAGGUUUCCUGCUCGCUGAAGCGUGCGCGAUAGUCCAGUAACGGUCGAACACAACCAAAGACUGUAAAUCAUCAGCCCUUAUCUGAGCUGAAUGUGUGUCUCUGCGUGAUGUCUGCUGCUGCUGCUGCCGCCGCUGCCUCUCUGGAGCGUUGUUUCCUCUCCUCCUGCAUUAAAUUCAGCAGACAAGCAGCCGCGUCGGCAUCGUCGCAGCCUAACUCGUGUUUAACUGCUCUGCGUCUCUAACGUCAGUUUAAAGUUGCAGUUUGGUUGUUUCCCGGUCAGUUCAUGUUGGUACCUCAGGAGUUCUCUUCUCUCACAUUUUCCCACAGUGCACUUGUUUCUCACAUGAAUGGGCUCCACAAAAACACGGUGUACACUAUAUUUAAGAUGCCUUACGUUAGUGAUGCCUUGAUAAUGUACAUAUUGUAAGAAGACUAUGCAAAUCGUUAUGCAACAUUUUGGGUCUAAUUAAGUUUAGCAUAUUUUCAGAACGGGGCUGGGUAUUUAAGCUUUCUUGCGUUUGUAUUGCCAUAUUUUUGACUUACUCUGGUCUGUCACUUCCUUUUGACGUAGAUGUCGUCGUCGUGUGGGGUGUUUUAGUCGCGGUGACACUUUCAGAAAGGUCAGAUUGUCACGCUUUACCCGAGGAGAACAUGCCUUUAUUUUUAAUCCACACUGUUUUGAAAAUGAGAUUUAAUAUAAGAGAUAUAUUUUGUUACAAAGUAUACCUCGGUUCAUUUUUUUUUUCUUCCAGGAAAUAAAUAGUUUUAAAUUUGUUCCUACAUUUUUACUUUGCUUUACAAAGUAUAUUUUUCAGAAAAAAAAAACAUGUCUUACUUGAAGUUGUCAUUGUCGCAGUGUAAAAGUGAGGUCACAGGUUUACUGUCAACAUCACUCCAUCACCGUCCUGUUCCACAAACAACUUAAGACAAAGAUAAAAGAAAUCUAAAAGAUAAAUGUGGACAUUUUAAGUAAAAAAAAGCAAGAGCAAACACUGAGAUAAUGGACUGCUUUGAGUAAAUCUAUAGGAGAAAUGUGCUGUAGCAUUAUGAGUAAAUAUAUAUAUAUAUAUAU